AUUCACAACAACAGCCAACUUGUAAUACUCGAACUCCAUUAUGGAUACCAUUAGGGCAUCUUCUCCAUCCACUCCCAUCGCGGACAUGGUCAAGAUUGAGAUGGAAGCCGCCGAGGCUUUGGCGGGUUUGGCUUAUUUUCCGGCCAAUUCUCCUGGCACUCAAUCUAGAGUCAAACACGAGUCUAAUGAUGGCAACAACUCCUCGUUUCACUCGUUCCCUAAAUGUUCCACAAAUUCUUAUCAGGAUGCAACUAAUUUUAUGCUAAAGGAGCCCGAGAAGUUGGGCAUCUUGACUUCAAAGUCAGUGAAGGAUGAACAGAGCACUGAUCUUAGACUAAAUCCUACUUAUCCCACAAAUCAUGCAUCAAGUGGGAGGAAAUCUAGACAAAAUCUAACCGAGGCUGAAAUGGAAGCACGUAAAAUACGCAGGGUGCUAGCAAAUAGAGAGUCGGCUAGACAGACAAUCCAUAGGCGCCAGGCCAUUUUUGAGGAGCUAACAAGAAAGGCAGUUGAUCUAGCAUGGGAGAAUGAAAAUUUGAAAAAGGAGAAGGAGACGGCUACGAAAAAGUAUGAUUCUCUGAAGACGAAGAACGAAUGCUUAAAAGCACAGAUGGUUAAGGUAAUGAAUGUUGAAGCGGGAGAAGAGUCGAAUGCCACAAAUGAACCGACCGUUUCUGCGUCAUCCACAAAUUCUCCGUUCAUCAUUUACAACCAGCCUCCGUUUUUGCCAUUCGUAUGGCCGAAUUCAGUCCAGUUACAAUGUGGGGGAAUAGUUUUCCCAUCUCAUAUUCCUGAUUCAUCAUCUUGUGAAGAAGGGAAUUCAAUGGGGGCCGCAGGUCCGGUAUAUUUACUCCCAUACCCUUGGCUUGUUACUACUAGUCUACCUCAAACUCAAAGUGGUGGUAGCGGUGGUAGCGAACACCAUCACCAUGGCCACGGCCACGGCCAUGACCACGGCCACGGCCGCCCUCAUUCUUUCAAUCUAAAUGACAAACCAAAAGAGUCAUCUUCAGAAUGCCAGCAGCAGCAGCUCUUCCCUGAAAAGGUGUCGAAAGAAGGUUCACCUUCGAAGAGGGGCGGUUUCCCUCCAGAUGGGGGCGGUGGAGGGACAACAGAGGCUAUGGCACCUGUGAGUUGUGAUGAUACUGAUAAUAAUGAUAAUUUGAUAAAAGUAAAAGAAGAUGAUAUUAAGGGUAAUGGUAGUAGGAGUGAACAAAUUCCAGUUGUGUGGUCAGCAGGUAAAAGAGUAGGUGAUACAGCUGCUGCUGAAGCCAGGAAGAGAAGAAAACAGCUUACAAGACUAAAGAACAACUUUCAUGGCCGUCAACUCAGGAUUAUGCAUUAAUACCUCAUAAACAAUGAAACAAAGAAAAAGACAUUAUUUAUUAUUUUCUUAUGUAAGAGGAGGAUAGUUAUAUAUACACAUAAUAUAUAUAUAUAUAUAGUAUAAGUAUAGUCAAUAGUGUAUCUUGAUACCAAGAAUGGUGUUAUGGAGGCGGUUUAAUUUCAUUUCAAAUGAUGGGAACAACCAAUUUAUGGGUGUGUUGAUUUUUAUUUAAAGCAUAUUUUUUUUUAUUAA
Molecule: messenger RNA, 1579 nt
Organism: Cynara cardunculus var. scolymus (artichoke)
Lineage: Eukaryota; Viridiplantae; Streptophyta; Magnoliopsida; Asterales; Asteraceae
Product: G-box-binding factor 1-like
Exons: 6
Coding region: 41-1345 (434 amino acids)
Biological process (GO): regulation of DNA-templated transcription
Cellular component (GO): nucleus
Molecular function (GO): DNA-binding transcription factor activity; sequence-specific DNA binding
Source: RefSeq, a predicted model, not a curated record